This is a messenger RNA of Histoplasma capsulatum G186AR, 1356 nucleotides long. RefSeq lists its product as uncharacterized. The record is from RefSeq and is a predicted model, not a curated record. The transcript is spliced from 3 exons. The coding region runs from base 1 to 1044 and encodes 347 amino acids. Lineage: Eukaryota; Fungi; Ascomycota; Eurotiomycetes; Onygenales; Ajellomycetaceae. Gene Ontology annotation, cellular component: mitochondrion.
AUGACAUCCUCCAUCGCUCCCCGCUCCUCCGCCCUUCUCAACUUCACCUCGCGGACCACCAUCACCGCUCCCUAUACUCACCUCCGAUCCUCCCCUCGAUCUUCCCUUUCCCCGUCAUUGUCUUCGCGAUGUCGCCUUCUAUCACACCGUCCCUUCUCCAGCACAACACAGCGGGAUGCCUCAAUGAGAAACGCCCAGAUAUUGCGGCCACAACCGCCAGCCUCCAUGAGCUCGAAAAACCAGGUAAAAGAAGCCCUGAGAUCAAUGAAGGAGGGGUCAAUUCCAGAUGAUAUGGGGCUUUUGCCGGGCACCUUUAUCCGACCUCUGUGGAGGAAUAUGCCGUCGAUAUUCAAAUACCCAAAGGAGCGGUUGUGGAUGGAGUGGGUAUCAGUGAGGGCCAAAUUUCAGGACUUUGCUGGCGUCCUAGCAUAUUGCAAAUAUCUCAAUAGGAAAAACAAACUUCCUCUCCGUCUCCGCGAGCGAAAACGCGCUGCUCUCGACCUCUACAAAACCAUGUACACAGCCUACGCAGCCGCCGACACCGCGACCCUUCAAACCAUCUGCUGCAACAGCCUCCGCGACCAAUUUCUCAAACGAAUCUCCAAACGACCCGCACAUGGCAAAAAGCUCGUCUGGACCCUGCACAAAUUCAUAAAAUUCCCCUUCUCAACGACCCUGACAGGGGCGCGCGUGAUAGCCGACCGUGCCGCGCAGGUGGGCCACGGCGUCGGUAUCCGUCAGGUCGUUGUGCGCAUCCAGAGCCACCAAUCACUCGUCCGCCCCUCUCCCGCAGCCGACACCCAGAACAGCAAUGGCAGCAAUGGCACACAAUCGCAAAGUGCAGCGGUCGCGGAAGCAAAGAGUCAGAAGUCCACGGAAUAUAUUGUGUUGCAGAAGAUGUUGGUUGCCGGGAAGGAGGGGGAUUGGAAGGUGUGGGGAUUUACGAAUGAGACGACGAUGGAGGAUAUGGAGACGAAUCCCGCAUUUGCGAAGGGGUUGUCGUUGAAGGACCGGUUGGAGCUUAUGUCCGGAGCGAAAUUUUGAGAAAGAGGUAUGGUUCGUUCUGGCAAUUGGCUGGAGGGAGACGGGGGGGAGAUGGCUCAUUUCUGAGAAGGGUUCCCCCCGGAAAUUGUCAUAUUUUGGUUUUGAACUUGCUCUAGCAUAAGCUGAUGCGGGUGUUUUAGUGAUUUCUAUUAAUUUUGCCAAAAUUUUUCAUAUGGGUUUCACGAGACGAGCAUGGUUGAGCCGAUCCCGCGAAUGCUUAUUCUUAUUCCCCUACAUAUUGUAUAUAUAGAUUUCCCCCCCUGUUUUUUACUUUUUCAACAAUGUAUAACUAAGUAAAACAUAUCCUUCCUG